Molecule: messenger RNA, 975 nt
Organism: Triticum dicoccoides
Lineage: Eukaryota; Viridiplantae; Streptophyta; Magnoliopsida; Poales; Poaceae
Product: peptidyl-prolyl cis-trans isomerase CYP59-like
Exons: 3
Coding region: 1-975 (324 amino acids)
Biological process (GO): protein peptidyl-prolyl isomerization
Cellular component (GO): nucleus
Molecular function (GO): peptidyl-prolyl cis-trans isomerase activity; RNA binding
Source: RefSeq, a predicted model, not a curated record
AUGGCCAACGUAAAUUUUAAGAACAUACCACAGCAGGACGGGGUAAGGGAUCGACCGCAGAAAAUUUGUUCUCGUGUGGGGAUCGAUCGGCCGACAAGACGCGGAUCGGGGUUGGAGGCGGCAGUGGCACCGCGGAGAACUGCAUACAGCGGGGUCAUCGGGACGUCGGUUCUAAUCAUUACGAGUGUGGGCGACAUUGACGUGGAUCUGCACACAGACAAGUGCCCCCUCACAACCAAGAACUUCCUCAAGCUCUGCAAGAUCAAGUACUACAACGGCUGCCUCUUCUACAGAGUGGAUAGGGAUUUCCUGGCACACACCGGCGACCUGACCGGAACCGGCACCGGAGGCGAUACUGUGUACAAGCUCCUUCAUCUUCAUGGGGGCGACCAAGAUCGGUUUUCCGACGGCGAGAUCCGUCCGCAACUAAGGCAUUCAAAGGCCGGCACCGUGGCCAUGGCAGGUGCCCCGCGGUUCUACUUCACCUUGCGGGACGGCGUGGACCAUCUCGAUGAUAAACACACCGUGUUUGGGAUGGUUCCUGAGGGAAGGCCAUUCAUGGACAUAAGGAUUAAACAUACAUAUGUCUUGGAUGAUCCUUUCGACGAUCCUCCUCAGCUGGCAGAACACAUCCCUGGGAACUCUCCCAUAGGAAAGCCACAUGCCGAGAUUGCAGAAGAUCGCUUAGACGUUCCUUCGGAUGAUGCACUUGCUAGUGUCGUGAUUGUUAGUUGUGAUCACUGCGGCGGACACAUUCCAGGCAUUGAACCACCAGACAAUGUCGUGUGUGUUUGUAACCUUAACCCAAUUACACAAGAUGAGGAUCUAGAUACAAUCUUUUCUCGUUUUGGAACCAUGACAUCGGCUGAAAUAAUUCGUGACUGCAAGACUGGAGAUAGCUUAUGCUAUGCUUUCAUUGAAUUCGAGGCAAAGGAGGACUGUGAGCAUGCAUAUUUUAAGAUAGGACAUAGCUGA